AUGCCCCGUGCCAAGUCCCACCGGCGGGCCCAGGCCCUGAAGCAGAGGAUGGCGCAGCCGCUGCCAUGGACCCCCCAGCCGCCUGUCCCCGAGUUCGUUGCUCGGCGCGGUACAGGGUACCGCCAUCGCGUGCGGAGAUGGCCGACUUCGAAGCUGACCCAGCGCAGCUUCAAGUUGGUCACUCCUGCCCAGAAGCCGGACCAGAAGAUGGUGUUCGUCGUGGGAGACUCCCACCUGCGGGCCCUGGUGGAUGGGAUCGUCGCGAUGCCGGAGGUACCUCUGUGUUUUUCUUUUCUCUCUGUUCCAGGUGCGCAUGCAGCAGAGCUGAGGACGGAGGUGUCCCACGCCGCUCUCCCCUGGACCCCGGACGUGGUGUGUGUGCUCGCCCCGAGCAACAACCUGACAGCCAGCAGGAACAUCGGAGAGGCGUCGCUGGACUUCGGUGCUCUCCUGGCUACAGUUUGCAACCGCUGGGCGAAGGUGUUCGUGCUGGACUUCCCUCCACGCCUGAACAUCGAGCCUGGCCUGCAGGAGCUGUUCCGCCAGGAGUUCCGCCGUGUCGCAGCACGCAUGGGUCUCCCGUACGUGUCUGUGGCAGACGACAGCGACGGAACGCCGAUCCUCGUCCAGGCCCUGUGGGACGCCGCGGUCCGCCAGCUGACUCCUCCUCCUCCUCCUCCUCCCUCGGUGCCCCCCCGGACAUCGCCUCGUGCCAGGGUCUCCCCCGUGCUGGUUGUGACAGGACACAGCCCCGCGCCCCGCCACCGCGACCCACUGGAGUGGACCGUCGUCGGACAGGAGGGCAAGAUUCGAGCAUCUCCGGUGCAAGAGUCUGUCCUCCCGUCCAACCCCGUGUGGUUCAGCGGCGACAUCCUGGAUGCCAUGGAGAGGGUUUCGCCAUCCUCGGACAGCGACGUCACUGCCCUUCUGCCAGCUGGCCAGACUUCCCGUGUGAGGCGUUCGCCGAAAGGUGUUGCCACAAGGCGUAGAGGAGGAAAGCGGCAGGUGCUGGCAACACCUUCACCUGCCCGUGUCACCGUGCCUGCCUCCGGGCCCAGACCAGCGGUGCAGCAGGUGGAGGCGACAGCCCAGGAGUCGUCCAGCGUGGUGCCAGGGGUGGUCGUCGUCCGGGAGGAGGUUGCCGCAGCGUGCCCGGCCGUCCCGGAGGUGCCGGCGAGACCUUCACCAGCCCGUGGGACCGUGUCCGCCUCCGGGCCCAGACCAGCGGUGCAGCAGGUGGAGGCGACAGCCCAGGAGUCGGCCAGCGAGGUGCCGGGAGUGGUCGCCGUUCAGGAGGAGGUCGCCGCAGCGGGCCCUGCUGUCCCAGAGGAGCGACAGAAGAUCUUCAAAGCUAAGGCUGUUUUUGUUCCUUCUAUUUGUGUUAGAGAUGUUCAGUCAGAGUCUAGCGCUAAUGCUGUGGCAACAGGGUCUAACAUAGAUAGCAGCAGGAUUAGGCUAGCUAAAGUUGUGCGCGGGUCGUUUCAUCAGGGAAAUGCCCGAUUUGUGUAUGGAGGUGUGCAGUGUAUGGCUAUAGCUUUGGUCAGCUUAGCCAAACACACGGUGAGGAGCGCGUUCUCGUGGGACAGGCUGGAUCUGGAUCGCGCGUUGGUUGAAGGUGAUGAGUUGUACACGAGUUUGCGUGACCUCAACAUCUUCAGCCAUGUGUCUAAUCUGCUGUCUGUGCCAGAUUUGCCACAGCAGUUGGAAUUAGACGGACAGCUGUUUAGGUUUAGUUUUGGCGACACGGUGUUAGGCGAAGUAGGCGUGACCGAAGGUGAAUACAUCGAUUUCGGUGUAUUCAUCAGCUUGCGUAAUGGACUGGAGAGAAUCUUCAGUCAAUACACCACAUGUCUUUUGACAAUGUGCGGAAACACCACUGCCAUCGUGCGUGAGGGUGGACGGUUCGCUGUGGUCGACAGUCACUCACGCAGUAGCACUGGCUUGUUACACCACAAUGGUACAAGCGUGGUUCUGCAUUUCGCCUGUCUUGACGACCUGCACCACUACAUCUGUCGUUUGGCCGACAGUCUCCGUUCGAGGGAGAAGCUCUUUGAGCUGUGUGGUGUCACGGUCAGCACGGGUGCAAGUCCAGCGCGGUCUGGUGUGUCUGUGGAGAGUCUCGUCACUGGGAUGAGCGCUGCUCCAGCACCAGAGUCUAGUGUGCUCACUGAGGCUGGGAGAAAAAGUGAGGUGUCUGCAGGCGUUUGUGUGCCUGAGUGUGGUGUCAGCAUUGCCGCAAGUCCGGCACUGUCUGGCAUUUCUGUUUUUAGUUUCUCCAGCGAGGUGAGCAGCGGUUCAGCGGCAGAACCAACGGUGACCGAUGGCAGAAAGCGUGUUAUUUCUUCCGGCAAUUGUAUGUCGAAGAAAUCCAAGAGUUUCGAUGUCCGAGAGGUCAAUUUGGACGUCGAAUUUGUUAGCGAGGUGUAG
This is a messenger RNA of Myripristis murdjan (pinecone soldierfish), 2427 nucleotides long. RefSeq lists its product as uncharacterized. Lineage: Eukaryota; Metazoa; Chordata; Actinopteri; Holocentriformes; Holocentridae. The transcript is spliced from 13 exons. The coding region runs from base 1 to 2427 and encodes 808 amino acids. The record is from RefSeq and is a predicted model, not a curated record.